AUGAGUCAGGACAUGACUUGCUCCGCGCGUCAGCGAGUGUUUCAGGAAGCGCUUAGGAAGGGCAACACCAAGGAACUUCAUUCCCUCUUGCAAAACAUGACAAACUGCGAAUUUAACGUGAACUCGUUCGGACCCGAGGGACAGACGGCGCUGCACCAGUCCGUGAUCGACGGCAACUUGGAGUUAGUGAAGCUGCUCGUGAAGUUCGGCGCGGACAUCCGCCUGGCCAACAGAGACGGAUGGAGCGCGCUGCACAUAGCGGCCUUUGGUGGACACCAGGACAUCGUCCUUUACCUCGUGACGCGGGCGAAAUACUCCUCGAGCGCAAUCUGA
Molecule: messenger RNA, 333 nt
Organism: Triplophysa dalaica
Lineage: Eukaryota; Metazoa; Chordata; Actinopteri; Cypriniformes; Nemacheilidae
Gene: nrarpb
Product: NOTCH regulated ankyrin repeat protein b
Exons: 1
Coding region: 1-333 (110 amino acids)
Cellular component (GO): cytoplasm
Molecular function (GO): protein binding; enzyme inhibitor activity; phosphatase regulator activity
Source: RefSeq, a predicted model, not a curated record